This is a messenger RNA of Episyrphus balteatus (marmalade hoverfly), 2050 nucleotides long. RefSeq names its product proton-coupled amino acid transporter-like protein CG1139. The coding region runs from base 414 to 1922 and encodes 502 amino acids. Gene Ontology annotation, molecular function: amino acid transmembrane transporter activity. The transcript has 6 exons. Gene Ontology annotation, biological process: amino acid transmembrane transport. The record is from RefSeq and is a predicted model, not a curated record. NCBI's taxonomy places the organism in Eukaryota, Metazoa, Arthropoda, Insecta, Diptera, Syrphidae. Gene Ontology annotation, cellular component: vacuolar membrane.
CUCCCAUAUUUGCAAUUCAAACAUUAACAUAGUUUAACUUCAAGUAGCUUAUAACAGGUUCUAAGAGUAUAUCUCAGUGCAAUAAAAAAGAGUCUUAAAGUCUUAUGCUUAAACAACUUGUCGAAAUGGUGUUAGUCUUGAUCAAAUCGAAACUCUUAAUCAAACGUUUGCUGGCGUAGAAAAAAAAAAUAAACUUAAAUAUCUCGUUUUAAUUGUAUGAGUGAUUAAUUUUUAAUCAAAUAAAAAAACAAAAAAACCAAAAACAAAAAAUUGAGUUAAAAUAAACAGCCUUUACUCUUUAUUCCACAUAUCAAAAAUUGGCAACAACAGCUGAAUUCAGUUUACUUUUGUUAGCUGAGUCGAGUUAUUGUUAAACUUUUUUUGAUCAUCAUCGUUAACGACAGCAAAUAAUUAUGUCGGAAAUACCGCCAGCAGAGGGUCCUAAAAUCCCCACAGUGAUUACGGGCUAUGACACAGUGAAGCAUAACGGAGCGAAGAAUAACGCGAAUUUCGACCAAUCAAAAUUCCGUUCGGCUUCGGAUAUACCAGCACAGCAAGCGGCAGGAUCAACGUUACCGUUAGUGAUUACAGCACGGAAAAAAGGUACCGAUGAUCCGGAAGAUACUUAUAAUCCCUUCGAGAAUCGCAAGGUCGAUCAUCCUACCUCCGAUCUCGAAACCUUUAUGCACUUACUCAAGGGAUCCUUGGGCUCAGGAAUAUUGGCCAUGCCGUUGGCCUUCAUGAAUGCCGGUCUCUGGUUUGGUCUAAUUGCAACAUUUCUAGUUGGUGCCAUCUGCACCUACUGCGUUCACAUCCUGGUCAAAUGCGCACAUAUUCUUUGCCGGCGGCGGAAGAUCCCUUCCAUGGGUUUCGCCGAUGUAGCCGAACAAGCCUUCCUCGAUGGACCACCAAGCUUAGUCGUAUGGUCACGAUUCAUCCGAUUCAUUGUAAAUACGUUCCUUGUCAUCGAUCUAAUUGGAUGCUGUUGCAUCUACUUAGUUUUUGUGUCAACAAAUAUCAAACAGGUUGUGGAUCAUUAUAUGGCUGUUGAAAAUGCAAUUGACGUUCGUAUUUACAUUGCUGUUAUAACUGUGCCAUUAGUCUUCAUGUGUUUGAUUCGUAAUUUGAAAUAUCUGACACCAUUUUCGAUGUUUGCUAACGUUUUGAUUUUCGUGGGAAUAAUCAUUACAUUUACGUACAUUUUUACUGACACUCCAGCUGUUUCGGAAAGGAAAGGUGUUACAGAUUUCGUACAAUGGCCGCUUUUCUUCGGAACUGUCAUCUUUGCUUUGGAAGGUAUUGGUGUAGUUAUGUCAUUGGAAAAUGACAUGAAGAACCCAAAUCAUUUUAUCGGUUGCCCAAGUGUGCUGAAUAUUGGUAUGGCUGUUGUCAUCAGUUUGUAUACGUUGGUUGGAUUCUUUGGAUAUUUGAAGUAUGGCGAUGAGACUCAAGGAAGUAUUACACUGAAUUUACCUGUCGAAGAUAUCUUGGCCCAAUCUGUGAAAGUAAUGAUUGCUGUUGCAAUUUUCUUCACUUUCACCCUACAAUUUUACGUGCCAAUGAGUAUUAUCUGGAAGGGACUGCAGCCAAAGGUUUCAGCUGAUAAGCAAAAUUUCGUUGAGUAUUCACUUCGCGUUGUUCUUGUUGUCAUGUGUGGUGGUAUUGCUGCUGCCCUACCCAAUCUUGGACCCUUCAUCUCCUUGAUCGGUGCUGUGUGUUUGAGUACACUUGGUCUAAUAGUUCCAUCAAUUAUUGAACUUGCUGUCUACCACGAGGAACCAGGCUAUGGCAAAUAUAAUUGGAGAAUAUGGAAGAGUGCUUUCUUAAUUUGCUUUGGUGUGGUUGGUUUCCUUACGGGCACAUAUGUCAGUAUUGAAGAAUUCUAUGCAGAAUUCCAUGGUAGCCAUGUUGGUAGCCAGUAAUUAUUUUAUUUUUUUUUUUUUUAUAAUUUAACACUGUUUUGCCAGUAUACGUAUAUAAAAUUAUAUACAAAUAUAAAUAUUAUAAAUAAUGAAAAAAGAUUCUAUAGUAGAUAUUUUACUUUAAGUAA